This is a messenger RNA of Trypanosoma rangeli, 1806 nucleotides long. RefSeq names its product putative mitochondrial DNA polymerase beta-PAK. The coding region runs from base 1 to 1806 and encodes 601 amino acids. Lineage: Eukaryota; Euglenozoa; Kinetoplastea; Trypanosomatida; Trypanosomatidae. The record is from RefSeq and is a predicted model, not a curated record. Gene Ontology annotation, molecular function: DNA binding; DNA-directed DNA polymerase activity. Gene Ontology annotation, biological process: double-strand break repair via nonhomologous end joining. The transcript has a single exon. Gene Ontology annotation, cellular component: nucleus.
AUGCUGAGGUUGCCAUGGCGUGCAACAAGGCUGCUGCGUGCGGCAAAACGCACCGUGGCCUCCGCUGUUGCGCAGGGGGCUAAGCGAGCCCCGGCAGCUUCCGCGGCGGAGCCACUGACAGCCAGUGCGGCCCGGGCGGCAGCACCCACAAAAGCCGCAGGGCAGCGUAAGCCUCAGCGUCAGGGCAUCCGAAGCAGUAGCGAGAACAGCAGGCCGGCAGCAGCGGCGGCGCCUGAGGUUGCUGUAGCGUUGAAAGACAUUAGAACAAUCUCAACGACGUCCAAUUUUGUGCCUGACAACCGCGAGAAGGUCCUACAAAUAUUUCAGCGCCUGGCGGAGAUCAACAAUGCACUCCAGGAGCGGUACAAGGCGCAGUCGUACCAGAUUGCUGUGGACAACCUCAAGCGGGAUGACUUCAUCUUUGUGCAUCUUCCACCGAACAUCAUGCAGCCCGGCGUGGAUGACACGCAGAGAGCGGAGCAGUUAAAUGCCGUGAAUGCGACACCCGCCGUGGGGGAGAAGCUUAAGGCUAAAAUUGUGGAGAUCCUCUCCACAGGCGACCUUGCGGAGCUCCACAGCCUGCAGGCAAAACCCAUCAUCCGAGCUAUUCAAGACCUCACGCAGGUGCACGGUGUCGGCCCCCGCACUGCGGUGACAUUUUACAAGAAAUACGGCAUUAAAUCCGUUGUGGAGCUGCAGCAACGCAUGCAGGAGCACGACACCGAAGCGAUCGCGGGUAGCGCUGGUAGCAAGAAGAGUUCCAAAAAAAAAUCCACGGGUAAUGAUGAUGCAGUCUUGCACCUUACCGAGGCACAGCGUUUAGGGCUCAAGUACUAUCGCGAUAUCAUGCAGCGCAUCCCGUACGAAGAAGUGCGCCUGCAUGAAGCCUUUUUGAAACUGCGGCUGCGGAAGUAUCUUGGAAAAGGUUACGAACUCUCCAUCUGCGGAAGCUACCGACGACGGCUGCCAACCUCUGGCGACAUUGACGUGCUCAUCACACGCAAAACAAACGGCAAGGUCCCCGUCACCCGCCAAAAUAAGAGCAAAAAAGGCAACACGAGUAGCGGGGAGCGGGUCUUGGCACCGCAGGAGGUGCUUGCGGCCUUCGUGGCGGCCCUCAAGCAGGAGCGAUACAUUGAAGCAACCCUGGCGCAGGGGGCAACAAAAUUCAUGGGGGUGAGUCGUUUGAAGAGCUACAACUACAACGCGGGGGCGACAAUCCCAAGGCUGUACCCUGCACGGCGACUCGAUAUUCGUUUUGUCGAGCCGGAGUGCUUCCCCGCAGCGCUUCUGUACUUUACUGGCAGCAAGAACUUUAACGUCGUCAUGCGGGCAGAGGCGAUCAAGCAAAACUUUGUACUGAACGAGUAUGGUCUGUUCUACAACGGCGCAGCCACACCUGCGAAUGCUGAAGAGGGAAGCAAAAAUAGUAGUAAUAACAACAAUAAACCUAACAAUAAUAACAAUGAUAGUGGGAACAACACGACACGGGGCCGGUGGAAUGCGGAAGCAUUUCAAAAGUUGGUGCGGGCCCAGUACUACUCCGCUAAGUCCCCUGCAUUCAUGGACGACGACGACGACGACGGCGGUGGGGACGAGGACGACGGUGACGAUGGCGACGGCGAGGAUGCCGGCGGAAGGAAGCACCGGAAGAAGGGUUUGGAAUUACGGCAACGACAACUGCAGCAUGGCCUCGCCGUUCUCUGGCGUGAGGUGGAGGCACGGCGUGUAAAGGUGAAGCACGAGCGUGACGUUUUUGACGCAUUAGGCAUGACCUACGUUCAGCCGGAGCAACGUGAGAUUUGA